GCGGGCCAGGUCGGGAAGAUGGCGCUGUGUGUGCUGCGGAACGCGGUUCGCGGAGCGGCGGCGCUGCCCAGGCUGAAGGUAUCCCUCGUGGCCAGGGUCUGCAAGCCUGGAUACAGCUCCUUGUCCAGUCACAAGUAUGUCCCUCGGAGGGCGGUGCUGUAUGUGCCUGGGAAUGACGAAAAGAAAAUAAGGAAGAUCCCAUCCUUGAAAGUAGAUUGUGCCGUGCUGGACUGCGAGGAUGGUGUUGCGGAAAACAAAAAGAAUGAAGCUCGAUUGAAAAUAGCAAAAACUCUUGAAGACUUUGACCUGGGCACAACGGAAAAGUGUGUGAGAAUCAACUCGGUAUCUAGUGGGCUGGCUGAAGCAGACCUGGAGACAUUUCUACAGGCCAGAGUUCUUCCCUCUAGUCUGAUGCUACCAAAGGUAGAAGGUCCUGAAGAAAUCCAGUGGUUUUCAGACAAAUUUUCACUCCACUUAAAAGGCCGAAAACUUGAACAACCAAUGAAUUUAAUCCCCUUUGUGGAGACUGCAAUGGGUUUGCUCAAUUUUAAGGCAGUGUGUGAAGAAACACUAAAGAUUGGACCUCAAGUGGGUCUUUGCCUAGAUGCAGUCGUUUUUGGAGGAGAAGAUUUUCGAGCCAGCAUAGGUGCAACAAGCAACAAGGACACCCAAGACAUCCUCUAUGCCCGACAGAAGAUUGUUGUCACGGCAAAGGCCUUUGGCCUACAAGCCAUAGAUCUUGUGUACAUUGACUUCCGGGAUGAAGACGGACUUCUCAGACAGUCAAGAGAAGCAGCCGCCAUGGGCUUCACUGGUAAACAGGUGAUCCAUCCUAACCAAAUUGCUGUGGUACAAGAACAGUUUACUCCAACCCCGGAAAAAAUUCAGUGGGCUAAAGAGCUGAUUGCUGCCUUCAAAGAACACCAGCAGCUGGGAAAGUUACACUGAAGCAUGGCCAGAACUGGCAGUUAAGUCUGGGUCAUUUGUGCUUUCUGAUAGUGGCAAUAGUGAAAAGUCCUGCCUUUUCUUCCCAUCUCUCUAAAUGACAGCCGCGGGAAGGCUUAUAUCACGAGCAGGUGAGUUGUCAAGGCUCAGACUUUGAUCAUUCCGUGUUCCUUUCUCUUAGCAGUUCCAUGGAAAUUAAGUCCGAUGCUCUUAGUAUGAGAACAUGUGAAAAACAACUUACCCUAGAAAAAUAAUGAUAUCAGCUCACCUCUUGUAUUUGACAGGUAAUGAUAUUCAAAAGAUAGGUUGAGAUGAACCAGUUUUACUUGGCACAGCCGUCCCUAUUGAUAAGAAUGGAAGCAGCUGGCUAAAAUUUGGAACUUUAGCUGGGUUUCUCUUAUUAAAAUCUGUUACUAAAAGGUUAUUCAGCGUAAGUUCUAUUCCUGUUUUUGUUCCCAGGAAGUAAAGUAUUUAUAAUUAACUGACAUUAUUAUCCAGACAGACUCUUUCUUCCUUCCAGAAAAACUGUACUCUGAGAUACAACCUGCAAAUCAUAAGUUCUUCUGCUGCACUUGGUAAACUAUGUUAGCUGGGAUAAAUCAUUUCCAUGUGAUUUGCUUUAAAAGUAUAAAGGGUUUUCUUUAAAAUUAUCCAUUUGUCAUUUAUAUAUCAUUUUUUUCAUCAUGGAGAUUUUGUAAUAUCUAGAAAUUCCCCAUUCAGAACUGGAUUUAGUGUUUGUUUAAUGAAGAAACAUCUUUCUUGUUUUACUUUCUUCUUCUUCUUCUUCUUUUUUUAAUCCACUAAGAAUUUUACAUGAUGUAAAAACUAGAUAAUUACAAUGGGAACUUCUCAAGUCAUUAGUUACUGUUGGGAUCAACAGAAACUGUAAUUACACAGAAUUUAGUACCUAUAAAAUAUGUAUUAGUACAAUAUAUGAAAGCAUAUUUGACCCUGUGUAUUUUUCACGUCUGAAUUAUGAUGUUGCUGCUAAGGCUUUCCCCUCAUUCAUCGCUUGUUGGACAAAGAUGACAGCUCGAGAAACAGCUCGUUGCUUUCUAAAAAUGAUUACUAAUCAAAGAAAAUCUUUUUUUUUUCAAUAUGUAGAAACAUAGAAUUCUUCGUGAACUUUCAUGUCAUCUGUGCAGAAGGGCAAAGCUAAUUUUCUCAGUGUCUUUCCAGUUUUAGUAUUUGUGCUGCUGAAGGAAGCACAAUCAAAGGAAAUCUUAACACUUCUUUCCGACAUGAAGAGUCUGAAGGAAUAGCAGAUACAUGCAUCGUAUUUAUGAUGAAUUUCCUGCUGUAUCUGGCUACAAACCUGAGUUUUGAUUCCAUUUUCAAGGCGAUCUCUUUUUAAUCCCAUCACUGCCCUGAGUGGGUCAUGUGGGUUUGGAAGGAUUUGGGUUGAACAUUUUUAGCAGUUUUCAUUCAUUACAGCUUCACAAGCUGACUAAACACUGAAGGAGGGGGAGUAUUCAUUCAGGAUCUAGGUCCCAUUAACAGUUAUAAAGGUCGUCAAGACAAGGUCAGUAUCACGUAACUGGAACAUUCCUGUUUCACUCAUGAAGGAGCAAUAGUGUGGACUAAUGAGCUGACAUUAAUAAACACUUCCUAUGCGGGGAACAUCAAUUACAAGUGAUCUCUUAUGAACGCAUAAAAGAGUUGGUUCCUUUUCCUCUCGUACUACUGCCAGCUGUACUAAAUCGCCCCUUCCAAAUCCAGAAGGCAAGCGGUUUUCAUAGGUGUGUUCGCAGCUGCACACCUUUCCUUUAUGCUUCCAAGUGCCGAGGAGCUUUACAAAAAGAAACACUGUUGGAUCCAGAUGACUCUCUUGAAGGCUCCCCGAGAGAACUCUGGAGAAAUCUCCCCAGCCAAAAAUAUUGUUCCCACUUGCUCAAGCGCCCUAAAGCCCACUGCCACCCUUUCACACAGAUCAAACAAACCAUCUAAAGACUUGGUUGUUGUCUUUGUCAACGGAAAGAGUUGAGCCACUAAGCAAUGCCGGUGUGUCCCCGUCCACACCCAGCCACCCAUCCCACCACUUACACAGCCUUUCCCAUCUAUUUCUGAACAGUAACAGUUGAGCAGCACCCGGUGAAUCCAGGUAAAAGGGAAAGACUGGGCAGGGAUCUACUUCUGAGAUUCCUGUUAAUUGCUUUCUCCCUUUAUGUCCCUGUUCAUUUAGAGUCCCUGUAUGCUACAUCAGCUCCGAAAAGUCAAGCCCUUAGGAAAUCUCAGGGCACCAAUGAAGACUUUAUGACAGACUUGAUAUAUACCAAAUUACAAUUAAAAGAGAAAAGAAAAGAAAGUCACAUUUAAAGCAUGAAAGUGAAUUUCCCCUACUGCUUAUAACUAACUACAUCAUUUUUAGAAGCAAAUGACCACUCCAGUAUUAAGGGAGAAGAGAAUUUUGGUUUGGUUUGGUUUGGUUUUUAUUUUUAUUUUUUUAUAGGUUAGGUUUGGUAACUUUUUAAAUUAUUGGUUUCACCUUUACUAUGAUGCUUUAAAACCUAUUCUUAAAGGUAGUAUAGCAAAACAGCUUUACUUUGUAUUCACAUUUUCCCCUACAUCUAAAAAAACUUUUUUAAAAAAAUAUUAUUCUUGUUGCUGGGUAAAUCCCAGAAAUCUUAUUGUCAGACCUAAAACCCCAAAAAGGGUUUGGAAAUCAUUCACAUGUAAGGUAGUUAUAAAGCUGUGACUGCCAUUCUUAAAUAAAAUAGUACAAAUGUGGUUUCUUCCAGAUAACAGUAAAUACACAAAUGACAGACUGUAUAUGAUUUUUUUUUAACUUUGUGUUUGUGGGUGUGAUGUGUGUCUGCGUGUGGGUAUUGUGCUGGUGUGCAUGCUGGUGUGUGCACGUGUAAAAUGAGGGAUCAUUAUCAGACGUCUUCCUUUCUCAUUGUCUACCUUAUUUUUCGAGAGGUGUUCUCUCACUGAGCCUGGAGCUUGUUAUUUUGCUAGACUAGCAGACCAGCAUACUCUGGGUCCUCCCAGCUCCAUCUCCCCAGCACUGGGGAUGCAAACAUGUACCACUGCCUGCAGCACUCGGUUUUUACAUGCAUAUGAGGAAUCUGAAUUCAGUUCUUCAUACCUGUGCAGAAAGACUUUGCCCACUGAGCCGUCUCCUCAGCCCCCAAUAAAAUCUUAAAAGUAUUUCCAUUAUAAUCAAAUGUGAAUAGGGGAGUUCAGAUGUGUACACAGACAGACUUCUAAUCUUGAACAAAACGCAACAAGGAGAGAAGGAACGGCCUCUGGGCGCUCAUCCCACCUUCCCUGAGAUCAAAUCCCACAUGGUUCAGCCCCUUCAUUCCCAGUCAUGUCCUGACCCUGCCCAUCCACCCUGCCCCUGAAGGCCUCUUGAUUGGCUAGACAUCGGGGUAAUAUGGCAUUUACUGUUGAGCUUUUUGUCAGCAACUUCGGCUUAUAUUUGAUGUGGAAUACUGUUCGGUUGAUUAGUUGGUUACUCAGUAAGUACCUAGGAUGACUUCUGGUCCCCACUUCCACCUCCAGGCUGGAGUUUACGAGCAGCCCUAGUUUUAUGUGGUACUAAGGACUAAGCCCAGGUUUCCAGGUUUGACUUUGCUAGGCAAGCUUUCCAACAAUGAGCUAUAUCUCCAGCCCACCAUGAAGUAUUCUAAACUAAAUCAAAAUAUUUACAAA
Molecule: messenger RNA, 4602 nt
Organism: Mastomys coucha (southern multimammate mouse)
Lineage: Eukaryota; Metazoa; Chordata; Mammalia; Rodentia; Muridae
Gene: Clybl
Product: citrate lyase beta like
Exons: 8
Coding region: 19-948 (309 amino acids)
Biological process (GO): regulation of cobalamin catabolic process
Molecular function (GO): (S)-citramalyl-CoA lyase activity
Source: RefSeq, a predicted model, not a curated record